CCUUACAGUUGUAUGCAAACAACACAGAUGGAGAAUUCCUUACAAUUGUGCAUGAUUCUCUUUUGCUUUGUCCUGUUAGCAAAUGCUUCUGAGUUUGGAGUAGAGCCAGGUGGGUGCAACGAAACAAGGUGCGGAGAUGAUGGCCCAACCAUCCAGUUCCCAUUUUGGCUAAAGGGCCAACAGCCAGAACGGUGUAGAUACCCCGGGUUUGAGCUAUCUUGCAACGAGAACGGUGUAGAUACCAUGCUCGAGCUGCCACAUUCAGGGAAGUUGUAUGUAAAGGAUAUCGAUUAUUCCAUGGAGCAGCGGAUUAAUUUAUAUGAUCCAGAUGGUUGCAAUGAUCCAAGACUGCUCCCCAAUUUAACUUCAUCUCCUUUUGCGUUUUACGACUACUCUAACUACACCCUCUUCAAUUGUUCAACUUACGAUAAUUCAGUUCGGGAUGGUGGUAUGCUUAUCCCUUGCUUAAGCAGUACCCAUCAUUACCAAAUCGUAGCUUUAAUGUCUGAUGAAAAUGCUAUUUCUAUGCCGAAAUCUUGCCAGAAGAUGUAUGACUUAGAGCCACUUCCUGUUAGUAUGUAUUACGACAGAAAGUAUAUUUCCUUGCAGUGGAAAAAUACAAUGUGCGGAAGCUGCUAUGUGAAUGGCCAUAAAUGUACAAGGAUGGAAAAUACCUUCAAAACUCGAUGCUUAGUACACAAAAGAGGUUCACCGGCAAAGCUAAUAGGAUCACUCUUAGGUUCCUUUCUUCUUGUGCUAGUCUUCAUUUGUCUCUGCCAUUUCUUUCGCUCAAAUAGACUAGAAAAAGAGAGUCAAGUUAAGAUAGAGAAGUUUUUGCAGGAUUACAGGGCUCUGAAACCCACAAGAUACACUUAUGCCGAUAUUAAGAGGAUAACAAAACAAUUCAAGGACAAAUUGGGACAAGGAGGUUAUGGCACUGUGUUCAAAGGAAACCUUUCCAAUGAUGUCUUUGUAGCUGUUAAGAUCCUCAACAAUUCCAAAGGAAAUGGUGAAGAGUUCAUUAAUGAAGUGAGAUCAAUGGGGACAAUCCACCAUGUUAAUGUGGCUCGCUUGGUAGGCUACUGCGCUGAUGGACUUCGGAGAGCUCUCAUUUAUGAAUAUUUUCCAAACAAAUCUCUUGAAAAGUACAUAUUCUCUGCUAAUGGUAAGAAUCAUACACUUGGUUGGGAGAAGCUUCAAGAUAUUGCUUUGGGCAUAGCCAAAGGAAUUGAUUACCUCCAUCAAGGGUGUGACCAACAAAUUCUACAUUUUGAUAUCAAACCUCAUAAUAUUUUGCUAGACCAAAACUUUAACCCCAAGAUCUCUGAUUUUGGUCUUGCCAAGUUGUGUUCCAAAGAAAACAGUGUGGUUUCUAUGACUGCUGCAAGGGGAACAAUGGGCUAUAUUGCACCUGAGGUUUUAUCUAGGAAUUUUGGGACGACCGUGUCACAUAAGUCAGAUGUAUAUAGUUUUGGAAUGUUACUAUUAGAAAUUGUUGGGGGGAGAAAGAAUAUCGAUAAUACAGUGGAGAACACAAGUCAAGUAUACUUUCCAGAAUGGAUUCACAAUCAAUUGGAUCGUGGAGAAGACCCAGGAAUUCAACUUGAAGAAGAGAGACAUGCCAAGAUAGCAAAGAAACUUGCUAUCGUGGGACUUUGGUGUAUCCAGUGGUAUCCUGUUAAUCGCCCCUCUAUGAAAAUUGUGGUUCAAAUGUUAGAAGGAGAGGGGGAUGAUCUGAAAAUUCCACCAAAUCCCUUUGAGUCCACACAUUCAAUGAAUCAAAGUUUAAUCGUGCCUGAUAGACGCUCUCAUAUAACACUGAGUGUAAUUUCUGAAUCAGAAUGAAAAUAAUAUGCAGCCACGCUCUAGAAAGCAGUAUCUAAAUUUUUCUACCUAAUUCUGAAUGGAAGCACUAUAAUUAAUAAGUAAAUGAUUUUUGUUAAGACUGUUA
Molecule: messenger RNA, 1951 nt
Organism: Quercus lobata
Lineage: Eukaryota; Viridiplantae; Streptophyta; Magnoliopsida; Fagales; Fagaceae
Product: rust resistance kinase Lr10-like
Exons: 3
Coding region: 13-1845 (610 amino acids)
Biological process (GO): protein phosphorylation
Molecular function (GO): protein kinase activity; ATP binding; polysaccharide binding
Source: RefSeq, a predicted model, not a curated record